UUUCUAAAUACAGAGGUUUAUAAAAUACCAUGCACUUCUAGUACGAAGAAAACUUGUAUACAUAACUAUGAAAAAAGUUAAGCUGGUCCUUAUUGGCUAUGGAAGAAUUGGAAAAAUCCAUUUUCAGAACAUCAUUUCUGAUCCAUCUGUAGAAUUAGCGGCUGUUAUAGAGUCAGAACGCCAAUCCGUUCUGUUUACUCGUCCCUUUGACUACCCCGUUUACACUUCUCUCGAAUCUUAUCUUUACCAGAAUUCGUCUAUUCCAGAAGAUCAGCUGUGUGGCGUUAUAAUUUCCACCCCCACGCCGACCCAUCAUGAUCUGACUAAGCUGGCUCUCAACCACCGACUUGCCGUAUUUUGUGAAAAGCCUUUGUCGACCCUCGAAUCAGAAAUUAAGCAUCUGUUCUCUAUUUCUCAGACUCAUCACCUGCCUUUGUUUUGUGCCUUUCAUCGUAGAUUCGAUCCUUCUUUUCUAGAGUUGAAGCGUUCCAUUCUCAACAACUAUAUUGGCAGAAUUCAUUAUCUUCAUUCCGUUAGUCGGGAUCAUCCUUUUCCUCCAUUGUUCUUCCUGUCUUCCUCCGGUGGCAUCUUCCAGGACUGUUGUGUCCACGACAUUGACAUGCAUUGCUGGCUGCUAAACGAAUAUCCCUCGCGCGUUUAUGUCAGCGGGAAAGCUUGGCACCCGGAUCUUGCACGCUCCAACGAUUUUGAUUCCGUCGUCAUCAAUCUUGAGUACCCCUCCGGAGUUACUUCCGUUAUUCACGUCGAGCGUUACGCCUCCUACGGCUAUGAUCAACGCGUUGAAGUUUUCGGCGAGGACGGUAUGCUUUGUGUAGAGAAUCCUCAUCAAAACUCGCUAGUCAAAUAUCACAAAGAAUCCAUUAAGAGAAGUCCGUUGCACCCAUCUUUCGAACAACGAUAUAGCGCCGCGUAUAAAGCCGAAAUGUCCUGUUUCAUUAACAUGAUGAGAAACGCUAGCAAUGAAGAUAUGUUUGAUGAUGAAUAUAAACAAGAACGAAACUGUUACUCUUGCCAAGACCCUAUACAUUGCGCUAUAACUAAGGACGAGAUCGUCCGGAACUGCGUCAUUGCCGAAGCGUGUGCGGCAUCCGUUCGCUUGAAACAAGCUGUCACCAUUCAUUAUGAGCUUGGAAGCGAAUUCUACAAAAAUAUUGGCAGCGAAUAUUUGUUAGCGACAUCGGAUGCAACUACGGGGUAA
Schistocerca gregaria is the source of this 1219-nucleotide messenger RNA. RefSeq names its product inositol 2-dehydrogenase-like. Gene Ontology annotation, molecular function: oxidoreductase activity; nucleotide binding. Lineage: Eukaryota; Metazoa; Arthropoda; Insecta; Orthoptera; Acrididae. Gene Ontology annotation, cellular component: cytoplasm. The record is from RefSeq and is a predicted model, not a curated record. Bases 68 to 1219 code for a protein of 383 amino acids. The transcript has 2 exons. Gene Ontology annotation, biological process: NADPH regeneration.